This is a messenger RNA of Lachnellula hyalina, 3042 nucleotides long. It is a transcript of the gene BUD6, whose product is annotated as Bud site selection protein. Gene Ontology annotation, biological process: establishment of cell polarity. NCBI's taxonomy places the organism in Eukaryota, Fungi, Ascomycota, Leotiomycetes, Helotiales, Lachnaceae. Gene Ontology annotation, molecular function: cytoskeletal regulatory protein binding. Gene Ontology annotation, cellular component: cytoplasm; cell tip. The record is from RefSeq and is a predicted model, not a curated record. The transcript is spliced from 2 exons. Bases 1 to 3042 code for a protein of 1013 amino acids.
AUGCAAUCCACAUCCCUACGAUCAGUUCAACGACGCUCUCCAGCCGCAGAUUCAGGCCCACCACCGACAGUAUCUGCAAGAUCGAUGUCUCCAGCUCCAGGAUCCCAGCCGCGGGCAUCGUCGUCGUCCGCCAAGUCUACUGCAAAUGGGAGUUUGAACCGAAGACAGAACGGAGGCGCAACUUCACAAAGCGGUCAGAAUGCUCUUCCGCUGUCCCAGAUCGAGAAGAGCGUAACCCACCUCCUUGUCGCGACGAAGCAACUCCUCGAAACCCUUACACAAUGGUCUCGUCACCAAGCUACCGACGCGCAGGUCUCAGAUGUAUACGUGCGGCUAGGCUACGAGUUCAACAUAGCAUGCAGAGCCUUCACGGCCAUCAAUGUUGAUACCUCCGACCUAGGCAAUGUCCCAGAGCUUCUACGUCAUAUUCUUGAAUCCACGCUCAGCCAGGAAGCAAGCGUUGAGAGCUUGGAAAAGUACCUUCCUCGCAUUAGGGACAUCAUCAUCAACCUUCUACAAGGCUUGAAAAGAAAACAACAGAAGUUACGGCAGAAGCAGCCAAGAGAUGGUGCAGUUUCCAAUGAGAUGUUACCCCGAAAUAGCAGUGUAAGUAGCGUUGGGAGUGGAAAUUCGGGUCUCAGUACCCUGCUGGACCAGGGAAUAUCAAACAAUUUCCAAGGAGAUGGAAUGCAGAAUAGCAGAAAUAGUGGAGCCUCGAACGAAGUCAGCGCGCCCCCAAGGAUGUCUUCACAAACCACGCGCAGAGGCUUUCCAACGCGAGAUCAGUCCCGCGAGUCGAUGUCUUCAGACCAAUCAACAAUAUCCAGUACAACGAUGCAGAAUAUGCCUAUUCUACCACCGUAUCCAGGGGAUGAGGCUCCAACCCCCGCACGCCCAGGCUCAGGUGAACUCAAUGUGGACUCAUUUCCACCUCCACCUCCGCCGCCCAAACAGCAGAAUGCACUAGCAGCUCUCCAAAGAGGCGGGGAGCUCGAAAGGAGAGCCUCCAGGCGAUACUCGGCAUACCAGAUAGGGAAACACUUAGGUGCACCUUCUAAUGGUGUACCUAUGCUUCCGCCACCUCAGAACUCUCCUAUUCCGAAUAGAGGUCGGAACGAUACCCGCGAAUCUAUGAGGGCAGUUCAAAACCGAGGCGAACGCCAUGCACGAAACGCCUCACGUCUAGUCACUGAGAUCUCACCAGCGCGUGUUCCAAGUCAAAUAUUGGAAGAUGGUUCCAAACCUCCAGUGAUGACGCCACCUGAUGAAGCAGCACCUGACGAUAGUCCUCUCGUGAAGACUCCGGACGACAAAUUAAGGCAAUCAAUUGUCGAUUUUGAAUCGCCGUUACCAAGUGCCACGUUGCAGGGACCGCCCAGCGAUGCACUUCCGUUCCUCCCUAUGCAUGAUGAACCUUCUAAUGCUCCUGAACCGUCAAUGCCCCAGAAGGUUGCGGAUACUACCAGGGAAAGCCCACCUUAUCCAAAGCAAGAUAAGCAAUUCACGCCAGAGCAAUCGCCGCCACUUGGUGACGAAUUGACCCUUUUCUUGCAAUACAAAACAAAGGUCAAGAAGUUCGUUUUGGCAAGUGGGUAUAACGAUUUAUCAAUGGCAAGGCUUCAACUUGCAUUCAUAGAGAAAUUUGCAUGGAAUACACACAACAACGGAGUUGACCUUCCUGAAAUCUAUAUACAAGACCCGGUCUCUGGCGUGCGCCACGAGCUUGAAGAUCUGAACGACAUCAAGGAUCGUUCCGUACUAGUUCUGAACAUAGAGCAACUGGACGAAGUCAAACGCCACAUUGACGAGCGAAUGGGAGUAUUAACGAAGUCGGUCGACGGCUUACACACCAUGAUGAGUGACUCGCAAAAUAUUUUCCAGCAAGUCUCAGACCGCCAGCUAGACGCUGCAAAAGAAAUAGGUCGUUUAGCCACAGGACCACUCGCACCCUCUCGGAUGUCUUAUUCUGACAACCAACGAACUAAUGGCGCUCUCAUCAGCCCUUCGAAGGUCAACAGCCAGGCUCAGCUGACCGAGAUUCAAAGCCUUCGCCGAGACCUUGCAGUCCUUCGACAGACUUAUUCCAACUUCCAGUCGGACAUCCAGAAAUCGAUGACCUCAGUCCGCUCGAAGGCAAGCUCUGUUAAGAGUGUGGCGGUCAAGGCUGCUAUCCCAGAUAUCAAGGGCGACUCUGGUCGUGCUUAUGUCAACGCUGGGAAGCUCAGCAUCAGUAGGGACUCCGACAGACUUGUCACCCAGGUGGAUGAUCUCCAAGACAUAGUGGAAGAUCUCCGUAAAGACGUCGUUCUGCGAGGUGUCCGCCCUCUACCCCGCCAACUUGAAUCUGUGGCCAAAGACAUCGCUCAAGCUACAAUGGAGUUAAAGAAGAUGGAAGACUUCCUCAAACGCGAGCGGCCGAUCUGGACCAAGAUUUGGGAGAAAGAGCUGGACCGUGUCUGCACCGAUCGUGAAGAAUUCACGAUGAUACAAGAUCUCGCCACGGAUCUUGAAGACGAUCUUGAGAAAGCUACGCAGACUUUCGCCCUAGUGGAGCAAGCUACAAAAGAACAGUUGAAGGAUGCUCCUUCCGGCUCGAUCGCAUCGAAAAUCCUCACAAGAGGACUCAACCAUGUCACACCAGUUGAUUCUGCUCUCGCAAAAGAGGGUGUCCUGGGCGAAGUCCGCGCAUUACAGCCCAAUCACGAGAACCGACUCGAAGCCAUUGAGCGAGCAGAGAAGCUACGCCAGAAAGAACUCGAAAGCCGACGAGGUGGCGAGUUCCAGAAGGAACUAGGCAACUUUGUUGAAGAAGGGAAGUUGAAGAAAGCGGGUGGAUUUGAGGAGGUUGAGAGGACGAGAAAGGCGAAGGAUGAGCGGAUACGGAAAGAAGUCUGGGAGAGGCAGAACGGGAUGACGCAGGCUGAUGCCCUUGCUGCUGAACCUGAUGAAGACGAAGAUGAAGACGAAGAAGAACCCACUGCUGAGGAUCCGGUUCCUGGGCAAGCGGUUGCUGAGGCGGGUGCGCCCGUCCCAGAUUUUUAG